UUUUUAUUGGGAAUACCGAUAUUGUUUAUAUGAUGGAUAAUGCACAAUAUCUAUAGGUCAUGUAAGCUAUCAGUGUAAGUUGUGACACCCAUAUUGCUUUCGCUUCACAGAUCACAACUUAUUACUGGACUCAGUGCUUCUCUGCAUCUCACGGUCAUGUUCUGGUGGUGGACUCUCCUGUUGAUGACUCUACUGGGACUAUCAGUAGGGACAGACAUUUGUCCAUCUGUCUGUGUGUGCUCCAAGAUGGAGAACACUCGAGACAGAGUGAAGGUGAACUGUCAAAGUAAAUCCCUCACUUCACUACCAACCAACCUCAGCAAACAAACAGAACUGCUGAAUCUCAACGGAAACAAACUGACAGCUCUUCCAGCAGAGUCGUUUAGUGAUCUAACCGAGUUGAAAAACUUGCGUUUGCGUUUCAAUGACAUCGCCACUGUGCAUAAGGAUGCUUUUAAAACACUCAAACACUUGAGAGUGUUGAUGUUGGAUUACAACCAGAUACCUUCUCUUCAUUCGGACACAUUCAAGUUUAACGAAGCGUUAGAAAUAAUAUCAUUAAGUAACAACCCAUUGGUGAAACUCGAAGACGGUCUUUUCUCAAAUAAACCCGAACUUGCAAGUGUAGAGGUCGAAAACUGUGGACUAACUUAUAUUGGAACUAAAACAUUUGACAAUGUUCCCAAUCUCUACUACUUGUAUUUAAAUGGAAACAAACUAGUCAAUGUUGAUUUUUCGACACUCAUGCCUCUACGUAGCUUACGGAUGAUUCUGGACAGGAACCCUUGGAAGUGUGACUGUAAGCUGAGAUCUCUACGAGACUGGAUGUUUAAGGAGGUCCACGCUUCUGGUAUAGAGUGGUACAAAGAGCAUUCACCUUCAUGUGCUGAGCCUGCAAAGCUAGCAAACAAGACUUGGCUGGAUAUCAAAUCUGAGGAAUUUGUGUGUUGAACUGGACUAAAAUAAUUGUCAUGUGACAAUUGUAUAUAAACUAUGACAGUUAUGUUUCCUAGAAUAAGGGUUUUUUUUCUUAACCAAGUAAUUCACAAGUUCAACUUGUUAGACUUUUAAGGUAUACCAUAAAUUUAACUUUAGGUCUUGGGAAAAAAAUAAUGGGCAAAAAUAUGAGCAAACACAUCCUGAUACAAAAAUAAGUAAUUUUUAUUUCAUACAUUUAGCAUAAGCACACAAACUGUAUAAAUAUACACAAUAUCACACAACAAUAAAGAGUUACGUAAUUAACAAUUUGAAAUCAGUCAUUAAAAGGUAAAGGAAUGUGAUUUUAAAAGUAAAACAAAGUCCAGUAGACUCCCUCUAACAUAGAACUUCCAGUUCAGACUUUGGAUAUUAUUGAGGUGUUUCUUAAUUAUUUAGAUUGGUACUGAGGUGUUAUAAUGUUGCACACAUAUUUUGUGGUUUUGGACUCCAAAAGAAAAAAAAAAGAUGGAGUAGCUAAAGACAUGAGGCCGAGGCCAAUGAAGAAGACACACAGGAUUGGAAAAAGUGGAGGCAGAUAGUUAUUGAGGCCAGAAACCUUCUUCUUGGGGUUUAAAAACAGCAAAGACGUAAAAUCCAUUACUUUAUUUUUCAUUCCUUCGUUUCAAAUUUUUUUUUACUUCUGAGGGUCCACACAUUUUAUUAUUAUUGUUUUGACAAGGGUUUGCCCUGAGGUGUAAAAAAGAUAGGGGGUCCACGAUAAAUACUGCACAGUAAAAACCAUAAAAUAUUACUGUAUAAUGUUUGAAAUCAAUAUCACAGUGAGAAUAUAAACUACAAGAUUCUAAAUCACAGCUAUUUUAAAAGGCAGAAUGAGAACAAAUAAUAGUCCACUAAGCUAUCUAAUGUACAGUAUAAAAUAGGCAAUCAAGAACAUUUUCUGAAGUUAAAAGCUCAAACUUAGAAUACUCUUAAACAAUUCCGCCGCUUUAGCCGCUUUCACUGGCUUUAGCUAUAUUUGACAUACAUGGAGUAAGGGAAUAAAAUAUAUAAUUGACAGAACUUUGUAAUGACUCAUUUAAAUGGAAUUUCUUUUAAAUAAAAGUUAAAACUAUGCUGAA
Messenger RNA from Macrosteles quadrilineatus (aster leafhopper), 2057 nucleotides. Its product is annotated as phospholipase A2 inhibitor beta-like. Gene Ontology annotation, molecular function: protein binding. Gene Ontology annotation, cellular component: plasma membrane. The record is from RefSeq and is a predicted model, not a curated record. The transcript has 2 exons. The coding region runs from base 157 to 951 and encodes 264 amino acids. NCBI's taxonomy places the organism in Eukaryota, Metazoa, Arthropoda, Insecta, Hemiptera, Cicadellidae.